This is a messenger RNA of Clarias gariepinus (North African catfish), 2478 nucleotides long. RefSeq names its product DnaJ heat shock protein family (Hsp40) member A2b (gene dnaja2b). Gene Ontology annotation, biological process: response to heat; protein refolding. Gene Ontology annotation, cellular component: cytosol; cytoplasm. The transcript is spliced from 9 exons. The coding region runs from base 112 to 1353 and encodes 413 amino acids. Gene Ontology annotation, molecular function: ATP binding; Hsp70 protein binding. Lineage: Eukaryota; Metazoa; Chordata; Actinopteri; Siluriformes; Clariidae. The record is from RefSeq and is a predicted model, not a curated record.
AAUAAAAACAGCGCAGCCGGCAUUUCUUCCUCCUCGGCCCGUAGUCCUUCUCCUCAGUCUGGUUCGGUUCGGUUGGGCUCGGCGGUCGUCUCCUCGGUGCGGUUCGGAGACAUGGCGAAUGUAGCGGACACCAGGCUCUAUGACAUCCUCGGAGUUUCUCCUUCGGCUACCGAGAACGAGCUGAAAAAGGCGUAUCGCAAACUGGCGAAAGAGUAUCACCCUGAUAAGAAUCCUAAUGCAGGGGACAAGUUUAAGGAGAUCAGCUUUGCCUACGAGGUGUUGACCAACCCUGAGAAGAAGGAAUUGUAUGACCGGUAUGGAGAGCAGGGCCUGCGUGAGGGCGGGGGAGGGGGAGCCGGGAUGGAGGACAUCUUCUCACACAUCUUCGGCGGAGGUCUGUUUGGGUUCAUGGGCGGUCAGAGCAGCAGGAACCGCAACGGGGGACGCCGGAGGGGAGAGGACAUGGUGCAUCCGCUCAAGGUGUCUUUAGAAGAUCUUUACAACGGCAAAACCACCAAACUCCAGCUGAGCAAGAACGUCCUGUGCAGCGCCUGCAACGGUCAGGGUGGGAAGACGGGCGCGGUGCAGAAGUGUACGGCCUGCAGAGGCCGAGGGAUGAGGAUCAUGAUCAGACAGCUGGCUCCGGGGAUGGUCCAGCAGAUGCAGACGGUGUGUAACGACUGUAAUGGCGAAGGUGAGGUGAUCAGCGAGAGAGACCGGUGCAAGCAGUGUGAGGGCCGUAAGGUGUGUAAGGAGGUGAAGACGCUGGAGGUCCACGUGGACAAGGGAAUGAGACACGGGCAGAAGAUCACCUUCAGCGGGGAGGCGGAUCAAGCCCCUAACACCGAGCCUGGAGAUAUCAUACUGGUGCUGCAGGAGAAGGACCACGAGGAGUUCCGCAGGGAUGGUAGUGACCUGCACAUGAACCAGACGAUCGGCCUAGUGGAGGCGCUGUGCGGCUUCCAACUGACUCUCACACAUCUCGAUGGGCGACACCUCCUCAUCAAAUACCCUGCUGGAAAGGUCAUCGAGCCAGGUGCGGUGAGGGUGGUGCGUGGAGAGGGAAUGCCGCAGUACAGGAACCCGUUUGAGAAAGGAGAUCUCUACAUCAAGUUUGAUGUUCGGUUCCCGGAUAACGGCUGGCUCAGUACCGAGAAACUCACGGAGCUGGAGUAUCUGUUACCAUCACGUGAGGAGGACGCCGUCAUCACAGCGGAAACGGAGGAAGUGGACCUGCAGGAGUUUGACGUGAGUCAGGGGCCGUCUGGAGGUCAGCGCCGCGAGGCCUAUAACGACAGUUCGGAUGAGGAGGGCGGUCCUCACGGGCCAGGGGUGCAGUGCGCCCACCAGUAACGUUCCACACACACACACAGACAGACACAGACACGAGCCUCAGUCAGUGUAUCGCACCUUGAACAAUACUUUCGACUCCUGUUCUCGAACCCAGACCUGCCAUCUUUCUCUCUCUCUCAUACACACACACACACACACACACACACACACACACACACACACGUCAGGGGGCAGACGUUGUUGCAGAUUGUUAAUAUGUUGUUUAAAUGCAGUUUUAAAUGACCCACUGGAAGCUCCGCCCCCUUCCGCCCCGCUCACAUUAGUAUUCCGCGUGUAAGAUACGCCGCUGCUUCACGUCUCGCGACACGGAGGAUGUUCAGUGCUCUUUAACGUUAAAACUUAAAUCUAGCUUUAAAUGUUUGCAAAAAAACGAAAUAAAAGAAUUGCGUGUGUGUGUGCCGGGGGGGGCGUGCUCGUUUAGGAAUGAUGGAAACACUACAAACAUAGAUACACACUUUGAAAGACAUUCAUACAGUAACUAUUAUUAAGAGUUUUCAUCUUGACUUUCCUAUGAUUUACACUUCAGCUGGAGAUUGGUGUAAAAAGUCUGUACACACACGCACACACACUCCAGCUCCUACAUUAAGUGAUGUGCAAAAGAAUGAUAUGAAUGCUGUGCUGCGUUUCCAUGGAGAUGGCAAGUCUGUGGUGUCUCGUCUCAUCUCGUGUCCUCUCAUCCCUCCGUCCUGUAAAGCGCUGAAUGUAUACACACACACACACACACACACACACACACACACGAGUCACUUGAACACAUCAACUGCGUCUGGAAUGCUUUUAACUAGAACCUCCAUCUUACACAAACGAGAAACAAACGAAUAACAAAAAAAAAGAAAAAGAUAAACACAGAAUGAAUGAGUUGUUUUUAAUUCAUUACCAGCGACAUGACCAUUGUAGACUUUUAUAUAAUGUACACAUCACUGAAUAUUUAAACUUGAACAAGCAAGUGUGUAUAGGAUUUAAGUUAUAAUCACACACACACACACACACACACACACACUUUUAAAACAGUGUCAGAAUGGAAACAAGGACAUUGCUCAAUAAAAACGUUCAAUAAAACAUUUAUGUGUGUAAGACACACUCGUCUGUCCUGUACUGUUUAAAUAAAAGACUUUUUCCCCCCCA